Molecule: messenger RNA, 348 nt
Organism: Plasmodium fragile
Lineage: Eukaryota; Apicomplexa; Aconoidasida; Haemosporida; Plasmodiidae
Exons: 1
Coding region: 1-348 (115 amino acids)
Source: RefSeq, a predicted model, not a curated record
AUGGAUUUGAGGAAACACCUCUCCUUCCUUUUCCUCCUAGUGUACCUAAAAUGUUUCAUAUGCCACAUUUGCUUUAGUCCCGGGGUGGAAAAUACCAACAGGAGCUGCUACAUACCAAGCGCAUUUAAAAAGAGGCAGUACAAGCAAAUGUCUAGUCAAACCUGUGGGAAGGGAAAAGAUACAAAAUUUCAACUAAGUCUGAUUUUUAGAAAGCAAAAAGAUCAAUCCAUGAUAAGAAGCAUUCCUAGCCAUGUGCGAAAGAGAAAGAAGAAGAAAAAAAAAAAAAAAAGGCAGACGCUGAUGGCGAUGCUGAUGCAAAGGGCCAAAAGGGGGGAAAAAAAAAAGUAA